Glycine soja is the source of this 2094-nucleotide messenger RNA. Its product is annotated as ammonium transporter 2-like. Gene Ontology annotation, cellular component: plasma membrane. Bases 340 to 1800 code for a protein of 486 amino acids. Gene Ontology annotation, molecular function: ammonium channel activity. Lineage: Eukaryota; Viridiplantae; Streptophyta; Magnoliopsida; Fabales; Fabaceae. The transcript has 4 exons. The record is from RefSeq and is a predicted model, not a curated record. Gene Ontology annotation, biological process: ammonium transmembrane transport.
AGCUCCAUAUACGCAUACCAUCCCACAAAAACACAAAGUAAAAUUGCCACAAACAAUUCACUAGCACAUACACAUACCCUCUUUCUCAUAUCCUAUUCAAGUCACCAUCAGAUAUAUUAAAUGUAAACACUUGUCCAUCAAGGAUUCGAACUUCAUUAGUUCUCAAACUUUAUUUUAUCUCAUCGUGAGGGACUAAUUCCUUCUUAUAGACGCAACUUUCAUCGGCCACAAAUGCACAUGUAUAAUUAAUUUCAUAUAUGUAUAUAUAGCAUCAGAGAGAGAACAAUUCUUUGAAGGGUGAAAAACCUUGAUCAAGAAUUGAAGCAUUAAUCUUCAACCAUGGCCACACCCUUGGCCUACCAAGAGCACCUUCCGGCGGCACCCGGUUGGCUGAACAAAGGUGACAACGCAUGGCAGUUAACAGCAGCCACCCUCGUUGGUCUUCAAAGCAUGCCGGGUCUCGUGAUCCUCUACGCAAGCAUAGUGAAGAAGAAAUGGGCAGUGAAUUCAGCUUUCAUGGCUCUCUAUGCCUUUGCAGCAGUUCUAAUAUGUUGGGUGCUUGUGUGUUACCGCAUGGCCUUUGGAGAAGAACUUUUACCCUUCUGGGGUAAGGGUGCUCCAGCACUAGGCCAGAAGUUCCUCACAAAACGAGCCGUAGUCAAUGAAACCAUCCACCACUUUCAUAAUGGCACUGUUGAAUCCCCUCCAGAAGAACCCUUUUACCCUAUGGCCUCACUUGUGUAUUUCCAAUUCACUUUUGCUGCUAUUACCCUUAUUUUGUUGGCUGGCUCUGUCCUCGGCCGAAUGAACAUCAAGGCUUGGAUGGCUUUUGUGCCUCUUUGGUUGAUCUUUUCCUACACUGUUGGGGCUUUUAGUCUUUGGGGUGGUGGCUUUCUCUACCAAUGGGGGGUUAUUGACUAUUCUGGCGGCUAUGUCAUCCACCUUUCUUCUGGAAUCGCUGGUUUAACUGCUGCUUACUGGGUUGGACCAAGGUUGAAGAGUGACAGGGAGAGGUUUCCACCAAACAACGUGCUACUUAUGCUUGCUGGUGCUGGGUUGUUGUGGAUGGGGUGGUCAGGGUUCAACGGUGGAGCACCAUAUGCUGCAAACAUUGCAUCUUCAAUUGCGGUGUUGAACACAAACAUUUGUGCAGCCACUAGCCUCCUUGUGUGGACAACUUUGGAUGUCAUUUUCUUUGGGAAACCUUCGGUGAUUGGAGCUGUGCAGGGCAUGAUGACUGGACUUGUAUGCAUCACCCCAGGAGCAGGGCUUGUGCAAUCGUGGGCUGCUAUACUGAUGGGAAUAUUAUCUGGGAGCAUUCCAUGGGUGACCAUGAUGAUUUUGCAUAAAAAGUCAACCUUGCUACAAAAGGUGGAUGACACCCUUGGUGUGUUUCACACACAUGCUGUGGCUGGCCUUUUGGGUGGUCUCCUCACAGGUCUAUUAGCAGAACCAGCCCUUUGUAGACUACUAUUGCCGGUUACCAACUCAAGGGGUGCAUUCUAUGGUGGUGGUGGUGGUAUGCAGUUCUUCAAGCAAUUGGUGGCGGCCAUGUUUGUCAUUGGAUGGAACUUGGUGUCCACCACCAUCAUUCUCCUUGUCAUAAAAUUGUUCAUACCCUUGAGGAUGCCGGAUGAGCAGCUGGAAAUCGGCGACGACGCCGUCCACGGUGAGGAAGCUUAUGCCCUCUGGGGUGAUGGAGAAAAAUAUGACCCAACUAGGCAUGGUUCCUUGCAAAGUGGCAACACUUUUGUGUCACCUUAUGUUAAUGGUGCAAGAGGGGUGACCAUAAACUUAUGAGUCAAGAAAUUCGGCUGUGCUUUGCUCACACAUAUGUAUAAAGUUAUGUGAUGAAUCCGUGAGUGGUGUAAGUAGAAAUUUGAUUUUGUCAUGAAAGAAAAUUCAAGUUUUGAGAUCUGGUGUUCCUCUGGCCAUCCUUCAUUCGAAGACCUGAUCAUAUAUUUCUGGCACAGAUUGUGUUGACAUGUUUAUAAAAUUUAGAUUUGUCAAUUUUUGAAGGAGCUUGUGAUUAGUUUUCUUUUCCACUUAUAUGUUUUAAUUACUAGAAGAAUAUCAAAUUUUCUUUUUACGAAA